GUGUCCUCAGGUCCCUGAAGGCGGCAGCAGCAGCUCAGUGUUUCCUCUUCAACAUCAUCAGAGAAACCCUCCAAAGAAGAACCUCCCGGUGUCCAGGCGGUGUCCAUUUUAUUUACACAAAAACACGUAUAAAAACGAGACUAUCGCUCUUUCCAGGUGGAUAAAAUAAUAAGUACAGGUCACAGAGAUGAGCAGCUCAGAAGAGGUGUCGUGGAUUUCUUGGUUUUGUGGACUCAGAGGGAAUGAGUUUUUCUGCGAGGUGGAUGAAGAUUAUAUUCAGGAUAAGUUUAACCUGACGGGUCUCAAUGAGCAGGUCCCUCACUAUCGACAGGCUCUGGACAUGAUCCUGGACCUCGAACCAGACGAGGAGCUGGAGGACAAUCCAAAUCAGAGUGAUCUUAUCGAGCAGGCGGCAGAGAUGUUGUACGGUCUGAUUCAUGCCCGGUACAUCCUCACAAACCGAGGAAUCGCCCAAAUGCUGGAGAAGUAUCAACAGGGCGACUUCGGCUACUGCCCCAGAGUUUACUGCGAGAAUCAGCCCAUGCUCCCCAUCGGUCUGUCGGACAUCCCAGGGGAGGCUAUGGUGAAGCUGUACUGUCCUAAGUGCAUGGAUGUCUACACCCCAAAGUCAUCCCGGCACCACCACACAGACGGGGCGUACUUUGGCACCGGGUUCCCUCACAUGCUGUUUAUGGUGCACCCCGAGUACAGACCCAAGAGGCCCGCCAACCAGUUUGUGCCACGGCUGUAUGGCUUUAAGAUCCACCCUAUGGCCUACCAGCUGCAGCUCCAGGCCGCGUCCAGCUUUAAGAGUCCAGUCAAGGCCAUCCGCUAAACAGCCUCACACCACCAGAGGGCGCUCACACACCCUCGGCUCCAAUCCCACAAGAAGACUGUAUUAUUUCUGCUUUUAGACUUAGGACAAACAAGUAUGAGCCAGACAUUUGACGGACAGGAUUUAUUUAAAAUUCACGCACAAGAGCAGUUAAACCCAACAGGUAUUUCGACAGACACAACACUUAAACAAGAGGACGAAAAGUGGCUCAAGAUGUGAAGCAAAUAUGAAAUGGAUAAAGUUAUGAUUUGUGCGACACAGGCAAUGGAUGGUUUUUGUGUUUGGUGUGAAAAUUUCAAAAGGGCAAUUUGUAAUUAUGACAACAACUAUUUAGAAAUCAAAGUUAAAGUUGCAUUGCGUAACUUUUCUGAUGAAGAGUACGCAUCCUGUUAGAGCUUUACCUAAAAUGUUUCACAAUAUGACAUUAAGCAUAUCUAUCUAGCAUUUAUUUGCUUACGGGGAUUUUAUUGUCCAUACUGUGGAGCAUUCCUGGCAAAGCAAUCACAUCUCCAUGGUUACACACAGGUGACAGACUCUCACCAGAAAUGUUACAUAGUGCACCUUUACACUUCAGGCUGUUAACAUAACACCAAAUGCUCAGUUAGUACAGAUUAGACACAUUUAGUCUUAUCCAUGGGUUUCAGAAUGAUGAAAAAUUUGGACAGUUGCUAUAGUGAUUAAGUAUUUAAAACUAUAUCUUUUGAAAAAGUCCUCAAAAUGUCCAAGAGUCCAAGAUGUAUUGUCAAGUAGUUAAAAAAAAAAAGAGUUUAAGAUGAGAUCGAUAGUUAAUAAACAUUUAAAUCAGUCGUUCAUCUGGCGUACUGCAGUACUGUUGUCCAGAUAACAUGUUUUCAAAGUUAAAUAUGAGGUCACAGGAAAAGUUAUGUUAUCAUUAUGAGAUUUAAAUAUCAAAAUCAAAAAAAUUAAAACUCUUGCAUACUUUUGUCAUUUUUGUGAGAUAACUUACAAAAGACAAAAAGUGAGCUCUAGGGUCUGUGCUGUUAUGAUUUCAAAUAUUGUGGUGCUGCUUAUUGACUAUACAAGUCUCGCAAUGAUGACAUCACAACCGCCUGGAGCCAACUUCGCUUUGGUUUUGGUUUGGACUCUAACUACAUGACAUGUUACUGACUGAAUAUACUAGUUGUGAAAUGGACGUUUCAAUUCAUUUAUUCACAUUUUGAGAAUUUUUUUUUUUUAAAUAUCACCAGGUUGUAAUGACUUAAACUUGAAAAUGUAAGAAAGCCAAAAAUGUUUUCUUUCAUUUUAAGCCCAAUUUAUAACUUGAUUAAAAUUUAAAAACAUUAACUCAAUUUAACUAGUACAGUAAUACAUUUUGAAGGUUAUAUUUUGCGUAUAAAGUACAAAUUGCCCUUUUACGCACCCAUCCCUGAUGCAUGCGCUCAGGCCGACCCUAUACGUACACAACAAUCUCAUUUAUUUCAGUGUUGUCACAUGCAUCUGUUGAAUUUGCCUUAAACACACAGAAACCAGGAUUUUCAGUCAAUAAAUUCAUUUCAUUGUUACUAUUUACAUAUUUCUAUCUACAUUGUAAGUAACUAAAAAUUCCACAAUCCCUUUUCCCUUUAGUUUUGUUUUCAAUUUAAAUAGAUUUUUGUUAAUCACUGAAACCUUUAAAUUUGAAUCACCUGGGCAGCCAAGUUUUUUUUUUUCUUUAAUAGUUAUGUGCAAGAAGUAGUUUUAGGAAUUUAGUAAAGUAUUAAAACAAUACUGGAUGAAAUAAUUGUCUGUUUUUGGCUAAAUAUGCCAACUCCGGUCACUAUAGAGCUGAGAAUACAGAGCACAUGAUACUUUUUACUCUGUGGAAUUAAUAUUGUGUGCAGUUGAUGAGAUAAUAGGCUGCAUGAGAGAAGUUUAGACCAAUCUACUAAAAAAAUGCAUUUGGCUGUCCAGGUUAAGCAGCAUACAUAGAACAAAUACAAUUAAUAUGAACAUGUAAGCCUCAUUUUAGCAACAAAAUGACCAUAAUUUCAGUGAUUUGCAAAGAUAUAUAUUUUUUUGUUUUGUUUUUUUGUUAGAAGGAAGAGAUUUCUGUUCAUAUCUGGCACUCUCCCAUUUGAGUGCAUGUUUUUGUAUUCAUAUGUUGUAUAUUUAGUAACUUAAACCAAUAUCAUUUUCAUUGUGAUCGAACAUAGAUUUUUACAUCUUAAAGGUCCUAUAUUAUACAAAAUGUGUGCUGUGUUAUAAUGUGGUUGCCUCAUCCAAAAACAUACCUCAAGUUGUAUUUUGUUUGUGUAAUCCUUAUUAGUCUGUCUACAUCUCCAAAACUCAAAAUGCUCUGUUCCAUCUUUUUAAGUUAACAGCUCCUUUUACAUUUGAUUCAGAGUUUGACAAUUCCAGUGCUUAAAUGAUCUAAAUGAUUCUAGUGAACGUGUGUGGAGUUUAAAAACAGUGGAGCACUUCCUGUAUUACCACAUGACAUCACAAAGUGGAACAGAGUGUUUUCUGUUUGAGGGAAGAACUCAGCCUAAAUACGCAGGGUUUGUGUGUUAAACAUGUGUGAAUUAAACAAAACACAACUCCAGGUCAGUUUGUGACGUUUGUGAUGAGGAAACUACAUAACAUAGGUCAAUAAAUAUGGGCCCUUUCAAAUAAAUCACUUGUAAUGGGAUUGAGUUGUUCUGCUGAUGCCAGAUGUGGACAGUGUCUCAUAGAUAUAAAAUGAUAUAGACAAUCUGAACCUGCCCACUCCAAUUCUACAUCUUUCGUAUAUAUUUUUCUGCCUUUUCUGGACAGAGCCCUCUGUGUCGUCUAUUAUUAUAAUAAACAAGUUUGAUGUUUUUGUUACAUUUUAAACUCUAAGCUCUCGUCUUUGCCCUGUGUUGUUGUUGUUGAGGGUGGGUAGGAUUCAGAGACCUCUAAUAAACUUAUAUUUUCUUUUCA
Molecule: messenger RNA, 3736 nt
Organism: Periophthalmus magnuspinnatus
Lineage: Eukaryota; Metazoa; Chordata; Actinopteri; Gobiiformes; Gobiidae
Gene: csnk2b
Product: casein kinase 2, beta polypeptide
Exons: 7
Coding region: 188-835 (215 amino acids)
Cellular component (GO): cytoplasm; protein kinase CK2 complex
Molecular function (GO): protein kinase regulator activity
Source: RefSeq, a predicted model, not a curated record